Messenger RNA from Nanorana parkeri, 951 nucleotides. Its product is annotated as olfactory receptor 2A12-like. The coding region runs from base 1 to 951 and encodes 316 amino acids. Gene Ontology annotation, cellular component: membrane. Lineage: Eukaryota; Metazoa; Chordata; Amphibia; Anura; Dicroglossidae. Gene Ontology annotation, biological process: G protein-coupled receptor signaling pathway. The transcript has a single exon. Gene Ontology annotation, molecular function: olfactory receptor activity; G protein-coupled receptor activity. The record is from RefSeq and is a predicted model, not a curated record.
AUGUCUAAUCACACGGCAGUGACGGAAAUUAUAUUAGUUGGAUUCCCUGGGCUCGCUGAAGCCUUUCAUGGCUUGGUAUCUACCAUGAUGUUCUUUGCCUAUAUGAUAUCGCUGAGUGCUAACGGCACCGUCGUAUGUUUGGUCACCUUUAAUGAAUAUCUACGUCAGCCCAUGUACCUGUUCAUAGCCAACCUUGCUGUUUCUGACCUAUUAUUUGACACCGUGACAUUACCAAAUCUCAUUGCCAGGUAUUGGUUCGGAGCUUCCACCAUUCCCUUGAGGAUGUGCCACUUCCAGAUCUUCUUGGUUCAUUAUUUUGGAAGCAUGGACUCCUUCCUCUUGAUGCUCAUGGCCGCAGAUCGAUAUGUGGCCAUCUGCCACCCACUGAGAUACACCUCCAUUAUGACCAAUAAAGCGGUCACCAUUUCCUGUGGCAUCUGCUGGAUCAUUUUGUCUUCUUCUUUAAAUUUACUGUGUGCCGUUCUAGCAUCACAGAUCCCCCUGUGUGGCCCCAACAAGGUUAACAGUUUGUAUUGUAGCUACACGGCCUAUGCAGCUUUAGCAGGUGCCGAUAUAUCCGGCUCAAGGAAGGUGGUCUUGACCAAUGCUAUGGUUGUUCUUCUAUUGCCGCUGGGGCUGAUAUUAGCUUCCUAUGUCAAAAUAAUAGUGACAAUCUUGUCGAUUCGCUCUGAGAGCCUCCGGAGAACAUUUUACACCUGCGUGACCCAUUUGUUGGUCAUCGCUUUGUAUUUCACUCCCCGAAUCUUUAUGUACAUUGUAAGUAAUGUUCCUCUUGUCAAGAUAAAACCUGAAACCAGCGCACUCCUACUUUUUCUCUACUCCUUUGUACCUCACAUGACCAAUCCAAUCAUAUAUUUCCUCCGAGCCAAAGAAAUCAAACAGACUUUGAGAUGGAUUCUCCAGAGAAACAAAUUUAAAGAGAGAGAUUGA